CGUCUCUCCUCGUCGCUGCCGCUCGAAAAUAGAAUCCCUCCGACAACAUGCAUUUUCGUAUCAACGCUUCAACGCUGUUCUCGUUGUAUCUGUUGCUGAACGCAACCUCGGCUUUCGCGAACGACCGCAAAGCGCAGCAGAACGAGUCGCAGGACCGAACAGCGAAUCUGCUGGAAGACUUCUUCGAGGAGGCCCCCAGCGAAAACGAGUUCGCCGCGGAAUCUGCCACGACCACCGUGUCCUCGACCAGCGACGCCAAGCCCGAACAGUUCAAAAUCGUGAUCACCGAAGAGAAAAACAUCUCCCGGCAGUUCACGCCGAGCACUCACCUAGGGGAGAUCACGGAGCCGAGGACAAGCGCGAAUCUGUUCAACAACGUCCAUCACAUCAAAUUCGAGAACGAAGUCGACUCCGGCAUCCAGCAGCAGCAGCAGCCGUUUAAGAACGUCCAGCUGGUCUACGAGCCGGUCAAUCAGCCGAUCGGAACGGACCACGUGAAUCAUCAGCGUUACCAGAAUCAUCAGGGUCUACAGAACUUCUUCGAGGCUUACGCCGGAUCGACCGAAGAGGGCAAGAAGGGUGAAAACGUGCCGAGUAACUACGUGAAAUUCCAGGACAGCCCUGUCGAAGUUCCGCGGGUUCAUUACGUCUAUAAGAAUCAACCUCUUCAACAUCAGUUCGUUCAUCCGAUCGUGGAAAAUGCCGCGGCCUACCCCGCCGGCCUUGGUCAGCAGCAGGCUCUGCAGGGCUUCGAGAAGCCGGCAAACCUGCAGAACUGGCCCGUAAUUUUUGGCAAACCGUCCAAGUUUCAGAUCGACCCGCAGAAGUAUGAAUUAGGGGGCUAUUCGAGCGCGGAGACGUCGAGGCUGCCGUAUCUGGGCGUCCUUCCCGAGCACCAGAACCAACGGCCCGACCUCCAGGAUGCGACCACGCUGAAGAAACCGAAUGACGGAGUCGUUUAUGUCCAGGAGUCCACCUUCUUGAGGACCAGGAAGUUCCCUUACACGUUUUACCAGCCGGAAGUCGGAUACCAUCAGAUUGAGUUCGUGAACGAUGAUCAGAUGAUGUUCCCAGAUAGAAGGAGAGUUUCACCAUGGAGGAAGAUCCUGCAUUUGAUUGGCGCGUUUCUGCCUUUCGGCUUGCUGCUCGCCGCGUUGACACCGAGCGUCGUCAGGGUCGAAAAUGUCACCCAGCCCAACAUCGUCCUAUCGAAAUGGAGGGUCGCUGACCUGCCAGUGGAGCACAAGCAGGCACGAAUUGCUGAGGGACACACGAACGUCUGCGAGGAGAGAUCAAUCUGCGAGCUGAUCUCGGCCGGCGGCAGGCCUGGAUCGAGCGUGUUGCAGAACCUUCUAUGGAACCUAGCUACUGGGACGUCUUCUCGAGUGGCCAAUGAGAACGGUCUCCAGGACGUGUUCGAGGCGGUGAAGAGGAAGGACUGCACGAAAUUAGCUUGCCGACGUUAAUUUCUCUCUCGUAAUUAGAAAUCGCGGCGAACGCGCGGGGCCACGGCCGAGGAAAAAUCGAGACGCCGCGCGCGCGUCCGAUGAAAUCGAGGUUGAGAAUCCCAGGAAGAGACGGCUCGCUUUUUUCGGUGUUAAUUUCGCGCGAUCGGACGUUGGAAUCGUUAGCUGGGAGCUUCCGGUCGCAACUUCUGGUCCUCUCGAUGGAACGGCGGCCGAGAGAAAAAGGGACGAGGAAAGUAUCCGAAACGGCUCGGGAAAGGGCGGGGAUGGCCAGAUGAAGAGAUUAUUCGGGAAUUCUUCGAAUGAGUCGCGUGUGCGUCUGGCCGGAGCAAGUGAAAGUAGUUGACGAAGAAGUGGGUCGAUGUUAUUCUAUGCCGCCUCGACCCAGGAAUUUAUGUCUCCGCGAUGAGAUACGGGUUAUCGGCGACUGCAGCGAGCUUUCACGUGCAUCCCGUGCAUGCACUCGCCGCCGCCGCGCGAACAACAACCGUCAAGAUAUCGAGAUCCUCCCGUGAAAAUCCAUCCCCGCCCCGGGCCCCGCCUGUACUCCUGUUGUUCCCGUUUCGAGCGAUUUCGACGCUGGAAAAGUGAGCCGUUUGAAAACGAAAUUGAUAAAUCAUCGUACGAAACUUUCCCUCUAAUCGUUCGACAACCGUGCUCGGAGGAGCGGCUUGCAACUUCGCGGUCAUUUAUGCGUCAAGAUUUUAUUAUCUCAUAUUAACGUGUAGCCUGUCAAAUUUCUGAUCCGAUCGCAUGGGAUUUGUUGUAAUUUUAACGGCUUGUUAUUUAUCACCAGCGAAGUUCGAAUGCGCUUUACAUUGUUCCUUGCGUUGAUGAAAUUGCAAAACAGUGGAAUGAAUUUAUGGAUACUGGUACAUUGUUAUUGGCUUAGUGAAAUCGUUGGGGGAUGAAAUAAGUUUCCGUUCGACUACAAUUUCCUGCGAACUACAUGCGAAAUAGGUUUAUUUUCCAUAAACAUUCACGAAACUGGAAUACAUUGCAAAUGCGUAUAAUUCCGAUUAAAAAGACAUCUCCUUUAGUUUCAGAUUAUGGAAUUGACUCAACGUAAUCAUGUACUUUAUUAAUAGCGAAAGAAUAUCGAAUAUUACCGAGCUUGUUUAAGUCGCAAUUUAACGAUUCUAUUAUUUCAUAUUUGUAUUAUUUUACAUUUGUGUUAUCGUGAUUUCAAUGCUAAAACAGGAAGAGUUUAAAGUGAAAAUUAAUAAACGAUUCUUCUGAA
Molecule: messenger RNA, 2706 nt
Organism: Megalopta genalis
Lineage: Eukaryota; Metazoa; Arthropoda; Insecta; Hymenoptera; Halictidae
Source: RefSeq, a predicted model, not a curated record